Molecule: messenger RNA, 1056 nt
Organism: Punctularia strigosozonata HHB-11173 SS5
Lineage: Eukaryota; Fungi; Basidiomycota; Agaricomycetes; Corticiales; Punctulariaceae
Product: Prp18-domain-containing protein
Exons: 6
Coding region: 1-1056 (351 amino acids)
Biological process (GO): RNA splicing; generation of catalytic spliceosome for second transesterification step
Cellular component (GO): U4/U6 x U5 tri-snRNP complex; U2-type post-spliceosomal complex; U5 snRNP
Source: RefSeq, a predicted model, not a curated record
AUGGAAGCGCUCAAAGCUGAGAUCGCUGCCAAGAGGAAAGCGCUCGAGACGGACCCGGUGAAGGAUGCGCGGCCGACGAAGUAUCUGCGCAGAGGCGAAGUCGAGCGACUGAGGGAAGAACAAUUGCGCAAGGAGAAGGAGGAGAAGGAGGCCGCAGCGCGCGCGGAAGCCGAGCGUAAAGCAGAGGAAGAGGCGGCGAAGGCGAGACAGAAAGCCCAGUCGCGGACCGCUAGUCACUCUCCCAUGCCCGAGGAUGGCGCUGACGGCGUGAAGUCGGAGGCGUUCAACAUCUCCGCGGAGGAGACCGUACGGCGUUUGCGAGCCAAGGGCCAGCCUAUCCGCCUCUUCGGCGAGUCGGAUAAGGAGCGCAGGCUACGAUUACGUGCAUUGGAGCUUAUUGAGGAGAAGGAACAUGAUAAGCAUGGCGGGCAGAAUGACUUCCGAAAGGCGUUAGAGGAGGUGGAGAGUCGGGAUAGGGAACUCAAAGCGAAGGAGGGCGAAACGAAGGACAAGAAGAAGACGGAAGCGGAGGCGGCAGCGUCGGCCGUUCUGGACUUGGGUCUCGUCAAGACAGACCCAAAGAAGUUGUACCCUAUCAUCUACCAUGCGCUCAAGCGGAUGCUCAAGGAUUGGGAAGAGGCCAUGGAUGAGCGGCCUGAAUCCGUCAAGCGAACGCAUCAGGGCAAGCUCGCCGCGGCGACACAAAAGCAAUCAGCCGAGUAUCUCAAGCCUCUUUUCAAGAUAUUACGUCAGAGGGAGUUACCCGACGACGUGUUAGCGCGCCUCGCGGAGAUCGUGCACUAUACCCAGAAACGGCAAUACCAGAAAGCUAAUGACGCGUACUUGCGACUCUCCAUCGGCAACGCACCAUGGCCUAUUGGAGUUACCAUGGUUGGUAUCCACGAACGGUCGGCACGCGAAAAGAUUUCGGCAGACCAGGUCGCCCAUGUGCUCAACGACGAAGUCAGCAGGAAGUACAUCCAGAGCUUAAAACGUUUGAUCACCUUCUCCCAAACCAAAUACCCGCCCGAGGAUGUCUCGCAGCUCAUGGGAUAG